GCAAUCACCAAAGUUUCGAUUGUAAAACUGUAGCCGAUGUCAAAGUUUUAAUAUUGUUUUGAUUUCUUUUAAAACAGUUUCUGAUUGUAGAAAGCAUUCAUUUUAUGCAUUUUUUGUGAUAAAAGCCUAGUGACUGAAAUGUCUGAUUUAAGUUUGCUGAUUGACAUGGGUUUUCCUCAAGAGAAAGCAAAGAAAGCUUUGGAUAUCACUGGUAAUAAAGGCAUCGAACCAGCCAUGGAAUGGCUCCUUGCUCAUGGAGACUCGGAAGAGCUGGUUCCGGAGAAAAAGGUUGAGGAAGCUGCACCUGAUGCUUCACCUGGUGCAAGUGAAGAAAAGGAAAGUGAGGACAUAACUGAACUGACUGAAGAGCUUAUGACUGAAGCAAAGUCUUUAAAAUGUGAUGAAUGCAACCGUAAGUUUCGCACCGAUUCAGAAGUGGAAUUCCAUGCAGUUAAAACAGGGCAUCAGAGUUUUUCGGAGUCUAGUGAAGAAGUAAAGCCUUUAACAGAAGAAGAAAGGCGUGAACAAAUAAAAAAGGUGGAAAACCUAAUCAAGUUACGAAGAGCAGAAAAAGCUGAGCAGGAAAAGAAAGAAGAAUUAGAAAAAGAAAAAAAUCGGCGGAAAACUGGACAAGAAAUGAUCCAAGCAAGAGAAAAAUUAAAAGAUGAAGAAUUCAAACGUUUAGCUGAAUUAAAGAGACAGGAGAAAUUAGAAGCCAAAAUGGCUAGGCAAAGGGUCCUUGAUGAUAUUGAACGAGAUAGACAGGCAAGAAGGGAAAAGUUUGGUAUGGGGCCUCCUGCAGCUACUGCACCAGCUGCUACGUCUCCUCCUGCAUCUGUCACUUCAACACCUCCACAGUCAUAUGAUGAAUGCAAGCUUCAGAUUCGACUGACAAAUGGUCAAUGUAUGACGCAUACAUUUAAUCCUAAAGAAGAAUUAGCGGCAGUGAGGUUAUUCAUUGAGAUGAAUCGCACAGAUGGUGCUGUUCCUUUUAAUCUAAUGACCAAUUUUCCUAAGAGAAUUUUCACCGAAAGUGAUAUGAAUGCACCACUUCACUCAUUAGGUCUGGUACCCUCAGCUGUUUUAAUUUUAAGCAAGCAACAGCAAUAACAAAUUGUAAAUUUUUAAAAAUUGAUAUCCUUUUUUUUUGUUUUGUAAAAUGGUGUAUCUUCUUUUUUAUUCUUAAAUAAAAUUUUAAA
Molecule: messenger RNA, 1199 nt
Organism: Uloborus diversus
Lineage: Eukaryota; Metazoa; Arthropoda; Arachnida; Araneae; Uloboridae
Product: UBX domain-containing protein 1-like
Exons: 10
Coding region: 139-1110 (323 amino acids)
Molecular function (GO): protein binding
Source: RefSeq, a predicted model, not a curated record